AUGGCAGGCAACGCAGGCGCUGCCAAAGACCCUAUAGAAUGUUUCAAAGAUAUUGUUUUAUCUUCCCGGACAACAGAUAUAUACAACAUGUACAUAAAGGAAAAGAAAAGCUUGAAUUCAGACAAGGGCAACCUACUCCAAUCAUGUAUACCAGUAAUUCAACAUGUAGCUUCUUCUGAUACUAGUUUCAGUUUUAAUAAAAUGGGCAAAUCUCUGUCAUAUGAUAAUAUACAAACACUUCAAGAUUCUCAAGAGAAAUUGCCAAAUUCUUCUGAUGUGACCUGCAACACAGUUUAUGAGCCAGUUAAACGCAAAAGAGUCAAACAGCUACCGUUUACAAAUAACAUUGGAACUAAAGUAUUCAAGUUGCAAGAGGAUUUAUAAUUAUGAACAUCUGGAAUUUAUGAAGAC
Molecule: messenger RNA, 411 nt
Organism: Gryllus bimaculatus (two-spotted cricket)
Lineage: Eukaryota; Metazoa; Arthropoda; Insecta; Orthoptera; Gryllidae
Source: the annotation of a GenBank genome assembly